Messenger RNA from Lodderomyces pseudojiufengensis, 348 nucleotides. RefSeq names its product acyl carrier protein (gene ACP12). Gene Ontology annotation, cellular component: mitochondrion. Lineage: Eukaryota; Fungi; Ascomycota; Pichiomycetes; Serinales; Debaryomycetaceae. The record is from RefSeq and is a predicted model, not a curated record. Bases 1 to 348 code for a protein of 115 amino acids. Gene Ontology annotation, biological process: fatty acid biosynthetic process. Gene Ontology annotation, molecular function: acyl carrier activity; acyl binding. The transcript has a single exon.
AUGUUUAGAUUCACAGCAAGACCAUUGAUUCGUUCAAUUAAAAUUUCACAACCUAUAACAAGAUCAAUCACUCCAAUACGUUUUUAUGUAUCACCACCAAUCACAAGAGAUGAAAUAAUUAAUAGAGCUUUUGAAGCAUUAAAAACAGUAGGUUCGAUUCAAGAAUCUAAUAUUACUUUAGAUAGUUCAUUUCAAAAGGAUUUAGGAUUAGAUUCAUUAGAUACCGUUGAAGCCUUAGUUGCAUUGGAAGAAGAAUUUGAUUUAGAAAUUCCAGAUAAAAUUGCUGAUGAUAUCAAAACUGUUGGUGAAGCUGUUGAUUACAUAGUAAAGGAAGAACAAAAAGAAUAA